GUUAUGAUCGAACAGAAUACUCCCUUAAAAUUCAAACUUUAGAAGAUUACCCAUCAAUGUACGAUCUCCCCAUAUCUCUGCCAUUUGAUAUUUUCACAGCUUCAGUUCAAGACCCUAGCACUCCAGAAGGUGAUAAUGCUGCUUUCUGUCUAAAGAGAGAAUCUUAUAAUAGCGUAACUGCGUCUCAAGUUACAAUGUCCAUUUUGUGUAAGUAUGAUCCCAAAGGUCAUAAUGCUAAUGUAGCUGAUACCACGAAAUGUCAACCUAUAAUCUCAAUCGCUAGUGAAUUAGUAUCGUUGAAAAGAUCAUCCACCCCUAAUAAAAAACAACCUCGCAAUGUGACAAAGAAUAUAAAUGAAGACCUGCAAGAAGAAAGCUUCUUGAAGGCAAAAAGAUUGAAAUCUGCUAUAAACCAAGUCAACGAAAUUAAAG
Racocetra persica is the source of this 432-nucleotide messenger RNA. Lineage: Eukaryota; Fungi; Glomeromycota; Glomeromycetes; Diversisporales; Gigasporaceae. The record is from the annotation of a GenBank genome assembly.